This is a messenger RNA of Carassius gibelio (silver crucian carp), 2651 nucleotides long. It is a transcript of the gene fstl1b, whose product is annotated as follistatin-like 1b. Bases 213 to 1145 code for a protein of 310 amino acids. The transcript is spliced from 11 exons. Gene Ontology annotation, biological process: regulation of BMP signaling pathway; multicellular organism development; cell differentiation. Lineage: Eukaryota; Metazoa; Chordata; Actinopteri; Cypriniformes; Cyprinidae. The record is from RefSeq and is a predicted model, not a curated record. Gene Ontology annotation, molecular function: protein binding; calcium ion binding.
UGAGGAGUGUGUGAAUGUGAGUGUGUGCUCUUAAUCUGGAUCUGCUCCACGGCUUUCCACGGGCCACGUCACGUCACGGAGGGGGCAGAAGCGGAUUCCUGCGCGCGGCUCGGGUUUCUGCGAUCCUCACAUCCUCAGAUCCUCACAUCCACAGCGGAGCGAGACGCAGCGCUUUCCUCCUCCAGCUCACUCAAUCGGCUCUUUUUACAAAAAUGAUGUUUCGCUGUUUCCCCGUGUUUUUCCUCCUGGCUGUAGUCUGUUGUCAUGCCGAGCAGGAGGCUCAGAGCAAAUCAAAGGUGUGUGCUAAUGUGUUCUGUGGUGCUGGGAGAGAGUGUGCCGUCAAUGAGAAAGGAGAGCCCAGCUGUCUGUGUAUCGAGCAAUGCAAGUCUCAUAAGCGCUCAGUGUGUGGCAGUAAUGGAAAAACAUACCGAAACCACUGCGAGCUGCACCGUGAUGCCUGCCUUACUGGACUCAAGAUCCAAGUAGACCACGACGGACACUGCAAAGAGAAGAAGCAGGAGAAAGCCGCGGCCAGCCCAGUUGUGUGUUAUGUCGCUGACCGUAAUGAGCUGCGCAGACGUGUGAUCGACUGGCUGCAGACCGAGGUUGUUCCAGAUGGCUGGUUCACCAAGGGCUCCAACUUCACUGAUAUCCUCCUCAAGUACUUCAAGAAUUAUGAUAGUGGAGACUCUCAGCUGGAUUCUGCAGAGCUGCUCAAGUUCAUUCAGCACAAUGAAACCGCGGUUCAGAUGAACUCUUACGCUGAAGAGGAGAACAACCGUCUGCUCAGGAGUCUUUGUGUGGAUGCUCUUAUUGAGCUCUCAGAUGAGAACGCCGACUGGAAACUGAGCUUUGAUGAGUUCCUCAACUGCCUGAAACCAGGCUUCAACCCUCCUGAGAAGAAGUGUGCUCUGGAAGAUGAGACCUAUGAGGAUGGAGCUGAGACGCAGGUGGAGUGCAACCGCUGCGUCUGCGCAUGUGGAAACUGGGUCUGCACUGCCAUGACUUGUGAUGAGAAAAGCCCAGUUAUCGACACUGACGGGGAUCAGGAGAUGACUGAAGAGGAAUGGACCCGCCGUGUGGCUGAACUCAACAAGCAUCAGGAGACUGUGGAGAAGAUGAAAACCAGCACAAAGGAGGUCUAAACCAGGACAGAGACACGAGGAGGGAGAUGACAUGGACAAAUUCCUCUCCUACUGAUCACUAUCAGGAUUCCUGAGAUUAUGUACUGUUGAUGGAAGAAUCACACCAUUUUCUAUAGAUAGGUUAUUACUUGUAUUGCUAUCCAUACCACAUCUAUUCUCUGUUUUAUGUUACGGUUUUUCCUUUUUACAUAUUUCAUUAGCUUUGUUUAUUCAUUUGUGUGUCUUUAAGUGCUGUAAAUUGAUAGUGUCACUCCAAAUAGGCCUUGGCACUUUAUAACGAGGGCCCUUGUUUUAUUCACUAUUGUUUGAUUUUAUGUAUCAUUCUUUAUACCAUUUAUUUGUUUGUCUAUCUACAGUUAUAUGUGGACAUAUGUUUUUUUUUUUUAUUGAGACAAUGGCAAUAGAAGAAGAAUAAAGAAUAGGAAAGGGUUCGAGAGUGAUGCUGAGAGAACAAAACAACACGGGUUCAUCCAUCAAACUGUGAUUUUAGAGCAUCAGAACGAUGGAUAUCCUUCAGUCAGAGGGUAGAUCAUGCUAGUAGGAGCCUGAUGGAUGUAAAUGCAAAUUAAAUGAAGCUACUCGUGGCCGCUCUCAGUUUCACUCUCAUCUUGAAGGCAGUCAUAGUCUUGAGACCUUUCGUAAAGGUGCUAAUGUUAGUAUUCCUCUGUUUGCUUUGCUCUCUUGCUUUAGAUGGUAGAUGACGCUUGGUAAGAUAUACAACACUAGAAGCAGGGACAGCAUGGCUCAGUGGAGAGAGCAGGCAAUACCUUUGAAUUUAAUAUCAUUUUGGGAAAACAAAACCACCAAGUUGUUAUUACUUGGCAAACUUGCUUUUUUCUGUCAUUAUCGACUUCGAUUAGAGUAGAUCACCUCCAUUAGAAGAAAACUGCUGCACGGAUGCAUUGGCUACGCUUGAGCUUGUAUUUAUAUUAGUUGCUAGAGGCAGUUCAUGCUGAAACUCUCACGCUGUGCUCAGUCCCACCAAAAAUUAACUUACAAGCCAGAUUUAUAAGAAAUAGAGCUGUUGGGACUGAGUACAGAUGGAGUGAUCUGAAACCAAAGCCUGAUGUUUAGGAUGUUUAAAUUGUUGUACGAAAACCUCCAGGUGUACCACUACUCUGGACCCAGCAACUACUUUAUACCUUUUACGUAAAAUAGCUGUCAGACUAAGGAUUAGAUUCGCUAUUGCCUCUGUAGUGUAGCUGCAUUCUUACCCACUCUAGAGAAUUUGUGUGUGUGUGUGUGUGUGUGUGUGUGUGUGAGUGUUCGUUUCAUUUCCACUAAAUUCCACUAACAGUACGGAUCCUUUGUGGUAUUAAGUGCCUUAUAUACACAAACAAACCAUGUGACAUGGAUGAAGUGGCUUCUUCUGUAGGUAUAAACCACCUGAUAUAGGACAUAUUGCAUAUUUUCCAGUAUUAUGGUAGACAACUAGCAAUUGCCUUUUAUAUGUCUGUAUGAUUGUCUUAUUCAAUGGGGCAGAAUUAAAACAUUUUAUUGUAAAAA